This is a messenger RNA of Dromaius novaehollandiae (emu), 1400 nucleotides long. It is a transcript of the gene CDKN1C, whose product is annotated as cyclin dependent kinase inhibitor 1C. Gene Ontology annotation, cellular component: nucleus. Gene Ontology annotation, molecular function: cyclin-dependent protein serine/threonine kinase inhibitor activity. Bases 163 to 729 code for a protein of 188 amino acids. Gene Ontology annotation, biological process: negative regulation of mitotic cell cycle; negative regulation of cyclin-dependent protein serine/threonine kinase activity. Lineage: Eukaryota; Metazoa; Chordata; Aves; Casuariiformes; Dromaiidae. The record is from RefSeq and is a predicted model, not a curated record. The transcript has 3 exons.
CGGCGGGGGGGGCGGCCGCCAAUCGCGGCGGGGUCGGUGCGGGGAAGCGGCGCGGCGGGCGGGGGGCUUUAAAAGCGGCGCGGCGGCGGGCGGCGGCUCAGAGGCGGCGAGGGGCAGCGCGGGGCGAGGCGGCGGGAGCGGAUCGCGGUGCGGGCGCCGGCCAUGCCCACGGUGCAGCUGCCGAGCGCGGCGGCGGCGGAGCGGCCGGGCGGGCGUCGCGGCUCGCCGGCGCGGGGCCGCAGCGCCGUGUGCCGCAGCCUCUUCGGGCCGCUGGACCACGAGGAGCUGGGCCGCGAGCUGCAGAGCCGGCUGCGGGAGAUGAGCGAGGCCGACCAGCGCCGCUGGGACUACAACUUCCACACCGACACGCCGCUGCCCGGGCCCGGCCGCCUGCGCUGGGAGGAGGUGGAGGGCGCCGCCGUGCCCGCCUUCUACCGCGAGGCGCCGCAGCAGCGCGGCCGCCCGCCCGGCCCCGCCGCGCCGCUGCGGGACAAGCCGCCGCCGCCGCCCGCCGCCGCCGAGGCGCCGCCGCCCGCCGCCAAGGCGCCGCCGGGGGCUCCGCGGGGGCGGCCGAGCCGCGAGAACCGCGCCGCGCCCUCCCCGCCCCAGCCGCCGCCGCCGCCGCCGUCGUCGCGCCGCCGCCGCCCGCCGGCCCGCGCCACAGAUUUCUUCGCCCGCAGGAAGCGGCCGGCGCAGCCCGAGCAGACGCCCCGCAAGCGGCUCCGGUGAGCGAGACUUUUGCACUACGGCACCCACGGCAGAAGCGCGGCCCCCCCGCGGCGGGCGGCCGGGGCGAGCCGGGACCCCCCCGCGCCGCGCCCGCACCCGGCGGCGGCAGCGACCCCGGGCCCGGCGGCAGCGGCGGCGGCGGCCGCGCAGGGAGCAGCGUUCGCGUCCGGCUGUGCAAUGUGUUGCGUCGCGCGUGAGAAGUGUGUUGUGCCUCAUGUGAGUACACUGGCCCAGAAGUGUAAAGCUUUAAAAGGCAUUUAUACGAAAUGUUUAAUCUCUGCUGAGCUCUCAGUGCAAAAAAAAAAAAAAAGGCAAAAAAGUGUAUAUUUGUACAAAAACUUUUUUAAGAGUUAUACUAACUUAUAUUUUCUAUUUAUGUCAGAAAUGUGGAUAACUUUGGUUGACAUCCAAUAGUCUCUUUUUUUUCUUUUGGUUAAGCCAAAGGGCACUAUAUUUGCUUUUGUUAUUUACAAAAUGUAAAUUUAUUUUUAUAGUGGGAUUUUUUUUCCUUGCCUUCACAAGAUGUAGCUCCGACUCAAAAUAUUUUUUAGACUUUUACUUGAAGACAAAUCUGUUUCAAUGGUUCCUGAGCCGGUCUGUACCACUGCCAUUGCAAAUAAUGCCACAACUUCAAAUAACAAUGAUGAUGAUAAUAAAGUGCAGGAAACAGC